Messenger RNA from Ustilaginoidea virens, 2400 nucleotides. RefSeq lists its product as uncharacterized. Lineage: Eukaryota; Fungi; Ascomycota; Sordariomycetes; Hypocreales; Clavicipitaceae. The transcript is spliced from 3 exons. Bases 1 to 2400 code for a protein of 799 amino acids. Gene Ontology annotation, biological process: regulation of actin filament polymerization. Gene Ontology annotation, cellular component: plasma membrane; cortical actin cytoskeleton; site of polarized growth. Gene Ontology annotation, molecular function: actin filament binding. The record is from RefSeq and is a predicted model, not a curated record.
AUGGCCUCGUUGAAUUUGUCCAUCAAUGGACCCUCGAUAAAAAGCAGCUACAAUGCAGUUGUCAACGGACCUUUACCAGCUAUUGCCUCCGCCACAUAUGCCCAAUGGGCCCUUUUUUCUGUGCAAGCCCCAUUGCUGAAUGCUUUCCAAGAUGGCGGCUCUAAAGAGAGUAUUCUCAAGGUCGAGAGUACUGGAGAUGGUGAACUAGCUGAUCUGAUUGAAGACUUCAACGAGGGUCGGAUUCAAUUCGCAUUUGUCAGAGUAAAAGAUCCCAACACCGCUCUUCCCAAGAAUGUGCUCAUUGCCUGGUGCGGUGGUGGAGUCCCUGAACGCACGAAAGGCUAUUUCACCAGCCAUACGGCCACGGUAGCCAAAGUCCUCCACGGAUACCACGUUCAGAUCAACGCCCGCUCCGCUAACGACCUUGAUCCGGAGGCCAUCAUGCAAAAGGUUGCCGAUGCUUCCGGCGCUAAAUACUCUGCUGGUGGCUCUGACGGCUUCGCGCGCACAGCACCUCCGCCUGUCAAGUCUAAGCCCGUAUUUACCCCAACAUCUUCGGGUAGCGGCAGAGUGAUCGAUCCUCUGAUUGCUGCUCGGUCUCGGAGAGACGAAGCUGUCGACGAAGACGGGUGGGGUGCUGACGCCCCUCCCGUCACCAGAACUCAAGUCGAAAAGGUGGAAUCUGCGUAUAAGCCUGUCAAGGUGAAUAUGGCAGAGCUCACCAAGCAGAAACCCGAGCCAUCCCGAUUCAAUACCACCAGCCGGGAGGCCGAUGGAGCUACUGACGUCGUCAAGGGUGGUUAUCAACCUGUAGGCAAAGUGGACAUUGCUGCUAUUCGAGCUGCCGCCGCAAAGAACAGCACGGAUGACCGACCUACACCGGUAAAAGGAGCGUAUGAACCAGUUGGGAAAGUUGAUAUCGCUGCCAUAAAGGCUAGAGCUCAGAAGCCAGCUUUGGACAGACAAGAGGAAACCGCGGCAGACCCCAAACCAUUUGCUGAGCGAGCUGCUUCCUUUUCUCAGCCUGCCCAGUCUGAGCGUAUCACGGCGAUGCCGAAGCCGAAGGUGGCCAACAAGUUUGGAGGCGCCUCUACGUUUACAGGUACCAAGGCGCCAACGCCAGGUGGGCUGGGCUUUGGAGCUCCUCCUGCUCCUGCUGCCGCUCCAGUAGGUGCUGCCAGCCGAACAUUUGCAGACCAGAGUGGCAAAACUCCUGCGCAACUUUGGGCAGAGAAGAAAGCCCGCGAAAGGGGCUCAGACGUUGGCUCCGCCUCGUCAUCUCCAGCAGCACCACCAGUCACGGCUCAGAAAAGUGGAGGAGAAGGCUGGAAGAGCGGAUACACGGGGAAGUCGUGGGCGCCUGUGCAAGCGCCGGGUUAUUCUCGCGAAGGCAACGUCGAUGCGAACUCGCAACAGAAUACUGGAGACUCUCAAAGAGGGGCCAAUGAAGAUGCCGCGGAUGGUUCAGGGGGAGUAUCUGCCCUCAAAGAUCGCUUCAGGGAUGCCUCGCUCAUUGGCUCAGCACCGUCGGCGCCUUCCACUCGCUCCAACGCGGAGGAUUUCUCGUCUCCCCCUCCCGUCCCGGCCAGCUCGCGUCCAUCUGGCGGCUUCGCGCUACCGGGUCUUCCCAGCAGGCCCGCGCCAGCUGACGAAAGAGCAGAGGAAGGAGAGGCUGAUUAUUCCGCGUACGAGACCGCCGCCGAGCACCGCGAACCAUCACCAAUCCGAGUGGCUGCUCCAGUUGCCCACGCCCCUGAACCCGAGCCCGAAGCACGGCCGGAGCCGGUUCACGAGCCCGAGCCCGAGCCCGAGCCACCGCGACGAGCUUUGCCGCCUGUUUCAGCCGCUCCAGAGCCAGAUCCUCCAGCUCCUGCAGCUGCCAGAGCGGCGCAGCCUGAGCGUGAGCCCGACCACGGAGCCGUGAGCCAUGACGCGGCAGGUGGUCACCAAGCAAUUGUCAUGUACGACUAUGAAAAGGCGGAGGACAACGAGAUUGACCUAGUUGAAGGCCAGCAUGUCACCAACAUUGACAUGGUAGACGAAGAUUGGUGGAUGGGGACGAAUCACUUGGGAGAGACGGGCUUGUUCCCCAGCAACUACGUUGAACUUGCGAGCGAAGAAGUGGCUCACACGGCCACGGCUCCCGCUCCCGCUCCCGCUCCAGCUCCUACAUCCUCUGCGCCCGAGUCCGCUUCUCGCAGUGGCCCGAGCGCGCCGGCGGUAGCAGGACCAACUGCUACUGCUCUUUAUGACUACGAGGCUGCUGAAGAUAACGAACUCUCUUUCCCUGAAGACGCCAAAAUCACCAACCUUGAAUUUCCCGACGACGAUUGGUGGUUUGGUCACUUUAAUGGACAGGCAGGACUCUUCCCAUCCAACUACGUGCAGUUGGAUUCUUGA